GAAUCACUUGCAAAAGCAAAAUUGAUUACUCUGUUUUGGUUUUGGAUCAGAUCAACCAAAGGAAGCGAAGAAGAAGAAGACUUUAUACACUCUCGACGCUAUUGAUUUCGUCUGUGCAGUUUUGUUUCUCUAUCAGUUAGUUUUAAAGAUGAGUUCUUCAGAGAGUGUGGAAAACGAGUGCAUGUGUUGGGCUGCAAGAGAUCCAUCUGGUCUUCUUUCUCCUCAUACUAUCACUCGCAGGUCUGUUACAACUGACGAUGUUUCACUCACAAUCACUCAUUGUGGAGUGUGUUACGCUGAUGUUAUCUGGAGUAGAAACCAACAUGGAGACUCCAAGUACCCUUUGGUUCCUGGGCAUGAGAUUGCUGGAAUAGUGACUAAGGUUGGGCCUAAUGUUCAACGAUUCAAAGUUGGAGACCAUGUUGGUGUUGGAACGUAUGUUAACUCCUGCAGGGAGUGUGAAUAUUGUAAUGAAGGACAAGAAGUUAAUUGUGCGAAAGGAGUUUUUACUUUCAAUGGCAUUGAUCAUGAUGGCUCUGUUACUAAAGGAGGCUACUCUAGUCACAUUGUUGUUCAUGAAAGGUACUGCUACAAGAUACCUGUGGACUAUCCCUUGGAAUCAGCUGCACCAUUACUCUGUGCUGGAAUCACGGUUUAUGCUCCUAUGAUGCGUCACAAUAUGAAUCAACCUGGUAAAUCUCUUGGGGUGAUCGGGCUAGGUGGUCUUGGACACAUGGCGGUUAAGUUUGGCAAGGCUUUUGGACUUAGUGUUACGGUUUUUAGCACCAGCAUUUCCAAGAAAGAAGAAGCUUUGAAUCUGCUAGGAGCUGAGAAUUUCGUUAUCUCAUCUGACCAUGACCAGAUGAAGGCACUAGAGAAAUCUCUAGACUUUCUAGUUGACACAGCAUCUGGUGAUCACGCGUUUGAUCCUUACAUGUCUCUCUUGAAGAUUGCUGGAACUUAUGUAUUGGUUGGUUUCCCAAGUGAAAUUAAAAUCAGUCCUGCCAAUCUCAAUCUUGGUAUGAGAAUGCUCGCUGGAAGUGUAACCGGGGGGACCAAAAUAACACAGCAAAUGUUAGAUUUCUGUGCAGCUCAUAAGAUUUAUCCAAACAUAGAGGUGAUUCCCAUUCAAAAGAUAAACGAAGCUCUCGAAAGAGUGGUGAAGAAGGACAUCAAGUACCGUUUCGUGAUUGACAUCAAGAACUCCCUCAAAUAGAUGUUGCUCAAAGGAAGGAAUAAUGGAGUCUGUAAUAAGAGAAUAAUACUCACUGCUACAAUCUUUAUUACGUAUUUUCUCGUUUUUCAUUAGUAAAGCAAAUAAAUUAAGACUACUGAGAAGAAAUUGCUCGUAAGCUUGGGUAAUAAGAGGAAAAGAGAUUUACAAAAACUACAAAAAUUCCCAAAAUUAGACUUUAAAGAGUUAUGGGUAAAAAAUAAAGAAACAAGAACUAAG
Arabidopsis thaliana (thale cress) is the source of this 1453-nucleotide messenger RNA. RefSeq names its product cinnamyl-alcohol dehydrogenase (gene CAD1). Bases 149 to 1216 code for a protein of 355 amino acids. Gene Ontology annotation, biological process: lignin biosynthetic process; phenylpropanoid biosynthetic process. The transcript has 6 exons. Gene Ontology annotation, molecular function: cinnamyl-alcohol dehydrogenase activity; oxidoreductase activity, acting on the CH-OH group of donors, NAD or NADP as acceptor; coniferyl-alcohol dehydrogenase activity. Lineage: Eukaryota; Viridiplantae; Streptophyta; Magnoliopsida; Brassicales; Brassicaceae. The record is from RefSeq and is marked reviewed.